Molecule: messenger RNA, 2160 nt
Organism: Zygosaccharomyces rouxii
Lineage: Eukaryota; Fungi; Ascomycota; Saccharomycetes; Saccharomycetales; Saccharomycetaceae
Gene: PMT6
Product: dolichyl-phosphate-mannose-protein mannosyltransferase PMT6
Exons: 1
Coding region: 1-2160 (719 amino acids)
Biological process (GO): protein O-linked glycosylation via mannose
Cellular component (GO): membrane; endoplasmic reticulum
Molecular function (GO): dolichyl-phosphate-mannose-protein mannosyltransferase activity
Source: RefSeq, a predicted model, not a curated record
AUGUCUGAGAGUGUUGAGAAGGGGAAGGUUCCUCAACUUCAAAAUUUUUAUCGUGGACUGCUUCGAUUGGAGUCCAUUAUAUCACCAAUAGCUUAUACUUUAUUGGCACUGUACGUUAGAUUCCAAAACAUUGAUAAAAAUCCAGAUGUGGUUUGGGAUGAAGCUCAUUUUGGUAAAUUUGGGUCCUACUAUAUCAAGCACGAGUUCUACCACGAUGUCCAUCCACCCCUGGGUAAAAUGUUAAUCGCACUUACUGAAUGGUUGGCAGGUUUUGACGGUGAAUUCGACUUCGAUUCUAAUCAAUCCUAUCCAGAAAACGUCAACUAUAAACUGAUUAGACAGAUAAAUGCAUGCUUUGGUGUCGCAUGUUGUCCUCUAGCAUACUGGACCGCUAAAAAUAUGGGGUUCCAACUGUUGACUGUGCACCUAAUUGCCAUUAUGGUUACUUUAGAACACUCCUACAUUGUACUUUCUAAAUUUAUUCUUUUGGAUUCAAUGCUACUUUUCUUUACCAUUGCUACGUUUGCAUGUUUGGUAAAAAUGUACACUGCACGUCGUGAACCAUUCACCAGAAGAUGGAAACUUUGGAUGUGGCUAACUGGUCUUUCCAUUGGCUGUGUGUGCAGUGUGAAAUGGGUGGGUCUAUUCGUAACCUUAGUCGUGGGUGCAUACACCAUCCUAGAACUUUUCACCUUAAGGUUUGAUCCCAAGGUUAGCCGUAAACAGUAUUUCAAACAUUGGGCCAUUAGAGUUAUCAAUUUGAUUGUAACGCCAUUUUUGAUCUAUCUGUUUCUCUUCAAGAUUCAUUUCACUCUGCUUUACAAAUCAGGCCCUGGUGACGCAUCUACAAAUACUUUAUUCCAAGUUAACCUAGAAAACAAUGAAAUCGAGACUGGUCCCCGUACAGUGGCCUUCGGGUCCCUUAUCACCAUCAGAUCUCAUGGUCUAAGUCCCAACCUUUUACAUUCUCAUUUCCAAACUUAUCCAGAAGGUUCAAAUCAAAAUCAAGUUACCGGUUACGGAUUUGCAGACGACAAUAAUGUUUGGCAAGUUAGAUUUCCUCGUUCCUCAGAAUUGAAUUGGGAGGAAGAUUAUUUACCCGAUGAGGGCUCAGGGUACAUUACCGAUGGUUCUGUUAUCAGAUUGUUCCAUAAUCAACAAAAAGUGAAUCUACACACGCACAGAAUUCCUUCACACGUCUCUAGAGGCAACUACGAAGUUUCAGGUUAUGGCUCUGAAGAGAUUGGUGAUUUAAAAGAUGAUUGGAUUGUAGAAAUCGUAAGACAAACAGAUUCUUCGGAUCCUGAUUAUCCAAAGGAGAAUUAUGAUGAACUGCAUCCAGUUUCAACUUUCUUUAGAUUGAGAAAUAAAGAACUCGGUUGUUAUCUGACGUCAACUGGAUUUUCUUAUCCAAAAUGGGGAUUCCAACAAGCAGAAAUUGUUUGCAAACACUCUUGGAGUAAACACGACAAAUCUACUUGGUGGAACGUAGAAGAACAUUGGAAUGAGAAUUUACCAAUCGACACCGAUUGGCAUCCACCUAAAUCCAGAUUCUGGACCGAUUUCGUUAUGAUUAAUUUUGCAAUGGCAUCUUCCAACAGCGCCCUAGUGGAAGAUCAUGAUAAAUUUGACAACUUGGCAACAGAUGCUUGGGAAUGGCCAACACUUCACAGAGGAUUACGUAUGUGCUCUUGGAGUAAAGAUAGUUACAGAUACUUUUUGAUGGGGUCGCCAUUUAACACUUGGUUAUCAACACUUUCAUUAUUUGUCUUUUUGGCAAUUACCGCCAAGUUACUGUACCAAUGGAAACGCCAAACAAAACCAAUGACAGAAUCCACAUUUUGGGAAUUUAUAAUUCAAGGUGUGAUGCCAUUUACCGCUUGGGUUACUCAUUAUUUGCCCUUUGUUGUUAUGGGCAGAGUUACUUACGUCCAUCACUACCUGCCGGCAUUAUAUUUUGCAAUCCUUAUCUUCGGAUUCGUGGUUGACCGUCUCUUACGUUCGUCAUUCAACUGGAUCAAAUAUCCUGUCUAUAUUGCAUUGUUUGGAGGUUGUAUCAAAACUUAUACUUAUUUCUCUCCUAUUUGCCAAGGUAUGACAGGAAUGUGGACCGAUUAUAUUUACUUGGAAUGGCUCAAAUCUUGGGACAUGGCCGUUUAA